Molecule: messenger RNA, 1291 nt
Organism: Paramacrobiotus metropolitanus
Lineage: Eukaryota; Metazoa; Tardigrada; Eutardigrada; Parachela; Macrobiotidae
Exons: 3
Coding region: 192-947 (251 amino acids)
Source: RefSeq, a predicted model, not a curated record
CUGGUAAAGUACCAUUCGGUUGUGCCCAGCUAGAAUAUGAUUUCUUUCUCGUUCGACGCAGAGAUGUAUUAGAAACUUAGGUGAUGCUGGAUCAGCGUUUUUAUAAAGAAAACGCCAAAACUUAGGCAGAUUAGAAUUCUUCUCGAACAGAGUGUGUUGUCAAUAAAGAAAUCGUGGCAUUAGUGGAUGUUAUGGCGAGAAAAGAAAAGUCGCAUAAAAAUAUGUCGAAAAACAACCACGAAGUGGAAACCACCGUGUACCAUCACGGUGCCGGUGUACGGGAAGUUGUGCCGGUUACUGUUGUAUCCGAAUCGGAUUAUUCGCCGGUUAAAGGGCACAAAUGUCUAGCAGCAUUGGGCGUACUGGAAGUAUUGCUGGGAUUAUGUAUUAUUGCUUUGGAAGCGGCAUGCGUCGGGCUCGAUUACUUUCUGGAAAAGAGCGCUGUCGGUAUCUACGUCGGAUGUUUUACAUUUAUCACCGGCCUCAUCACCCUGGCCGCCAGUCGGUCGAAUUCGACGAAAGGCAUGGGAAGGUGCUGUUUCCUCAUUGCCGUAGUUUUCUCCCUGUUCUGCGCCCUCAAGGCCUUCAUCAUGUUCUGCGCAUCGGCCGCCAUGCUGGCCAUUGUCCUUACUUGGUAUUAUAACUACCGCAACGGCGGCACUUUGAACAAUACAUCCUUUAAUUUCCUCCCCACAAAUCCCUUCUUUAACAACUGGCUGAGUCCCAACUACUAUCUGUCAUCGGGACGGUAUGGAAAUAAUCCACAGGUAUGGCGCGAGAUGAUCGGUCUGGAAGCGACGGUGAUGACCUUAUACUUCAUACUGUUUAUGCUGGCCAUUAUUGCCACCGGCUUCAGUUGCUGGAAUUGUUGUGCACAGCGCAAAGAACGCCAGAUGAUUAUGACUGUGUAUCCGGACCGGCAGCGCGUUGUUCAGCAAAAGGUGUAGAUUGCCUUGUGAAUCAUUUCCGCUCGUAAAUUUCCUGUGCGUAUGGUACAAAUCGUCUGUGCGUUUGUAGGCCGUAACAGUGCGAUGUAAACGAUGUUUUAUGAAGGAUUGUUGUAGGUGUACGUCGACUUAUCAAAUUUGUUUUCUUUCUACUUUAUUUUCUCAGUCAACUAUAAUGUUAGCUUUGGUCCAUAUCUUUUUAUUUGGCAUGUCGGAUGCAACAGGUCAUUGCUACUAACAAAUAAAAUUACAUAAAAAUUUGACAAUAAAUUUAUUUGAUACAUUAAUUUUCGAAUCGAUGUCUAUACGAGCGAAUUAAUUUGCUUUAAUACGGGUGCUUUAUA